Galleria mellonella (greater wax moth) is the source of this 5419-nucleotide messenger RNA. RefSeq lists its product as uncharacterized. Gene Ontology annotation, molecular function: nucleic acid binding; zinc ion binding. NCBI's taxonomy places the organism in Eukaryota, Metazoa, Arthropoda, Insecta, Lepidoptera, Pyralidae. The transcript is spliced from 4 exons. The record is from RefSeq and is a predicted model, not a curated record. Bases 203 to 3127 code for a protein of 974 amino acids.
UAUAAUCUGUUGUUUUAUUUGCUUUUGUUCUUUUAGAUUUUUCUUUACUUUUGUGUUCAUUUUCUUUGUAUUAUUAAAAGUAAUUUCAUAUCGACUAUACUACUAAAAUGUAACAUGAUGUUUGGCACACAGUGUGAAGAUAUCUAAAUUACUUUUAGAUUAAAAUGUAAACUGACGAGAACCAGUACUAACUCUAGCAACUAUGUUCCCCAUAAAAAUGAGCGAUGAAGUUUCCUACACUAUACCAUUAGACUUUAUCGACAUGAAUUAUAUUAAAAGAAGUUUAAAUAGAGGCCGUGAUCCGUUACCGAUAUGGAGUAUCAAUGAUGGUAAACAAUAUUACAGUGUUGAAAUAUUGGCGGGAAAAAUAGAUAGUGGGUUACAUACCCAGAAUGGAGGUCAAGACGACAGCGCAACGAAAACGGAUGACACAUCAUUGAUCAAAUCGUACAAAUGUCCAAUUUGUAACUUUAACAUUCCAAUAAAUUACUGGAAAUCACACAAUGCCAGUUUAAAACACAAAACGUUUUUGGAAAUAGCAGAUUUAGCAAUGCAAAGGAUUAGGGAAAAUAUGUUUCAAAACGUACCUGAUUUGCCGCCCUGUGAAGACGAUCCGUCUACUUAUUUCUGUGAGUCUUGUUCGAUUCCAGUUGCAAUUAUUGAAAAAAAUUAUCACGAAACAUCAGAUUCUCAUGCUUUAUGUCUAAAACAAGAUAAUUUACUACAUGACUUACUAAUGGUAUACAAAGGUAAUAAUAUAACGGUUGUCGACACAGAAGACAAUUGUUUAGAAGGUAACUUAAAUGUGGAAAAUGGUGAGGUUGUAGUCGAUGAACCUAAACAAACUAAUGAUAAUGUAGAAACAAUAAAAUUACGUAAAAGAACACGCAAAAGAAAAAAUCGUAAUGAAAUUACUCCAAAAUCAGAUAAUAGUAGUAGUAUAACUAACGACAGUUAUGAUGCAGAUCCAGAAUUGGAAAUUUUAAAGGAAUAUUUUGAGAAUGUUAAUGCUAAACUGAAUGGACAAGGUAAAGUGUCGGUUGUUAGCGAAGAUUAUUUACAUAUAUUCGUAGACGAUAAUCGUUUACAAGUGAAUAUAUCAAAUUUUCACGGUUUUACACUCAUGGAUGAUUCUAAUAGUACAUUUUGUGUAUUGUGCCGGGAUCUUAUUGACUAUACAGAAUUAGAAGCGCACUGCAAAAGUGAAAAACAUAUGGACAAUAUUUCAAUGCCAUUGUACGACAAACAUUGUAUAAGAUCGAAUAAGAUGUCAGCGUGGCACGCACACUGCAUACUUUGCAAUAAAUUAAUAUAUGCCCUUCAAAUGCACGAUCAUUUUAUUAGUGCAGACCACAAACAUGCAUUAGACCAGUGUUUGAUUAAUGACAUUAAUAAUUCAUUCAAAGAUAUCCCACGUAAAACCGUCAACUUUAACGGAGAGAAUAAUUCAGAUAAUUCACUGAUUAAUAAUGAUACAGACACUUGUAUUGAAAAAAAUGAUCUUAUAUUAACAUCAGUACUAAAAUAUCCAAUCGAUACAAACGAAUCUGUACGUUAUCAGAUGAGGGCAACGCCAAAUAUGAAUGAAGUUAUAUGUAGAGUAUGUAAUGUUUUAGUACCGAACAAUACUGUGAAUAUAACAGAACACAUCGCUGCAGUCAAGCACGUAUUUACAUACAAUAUACUUUUAUCAUCUCACAAAUUGAAAACAAUAGAAAAUGGAUUCAUUUGUGAUAUUUGCCACGCAAAUAUAAUUAAUACGAAUGAAUUAGACCAUAUAGGUAGUAAAGACCACAAAGAUAAUGCUGUCAAAUGCUUAAAUAAAUUAGAAUCCAAGAAGGCAAUGGUCACUGCAAAAUAUUGUUCUUCAUGCAAAAUAUAUAUUCCAUAUACGGAAUUAGACAUGAAGGUACACGAAGCCAGUGUAAAACAUAAAGUUAAUUUAGAAAAACAAGCCGCUGUCGAAAAGUAUUUAGUUAGAAGUGAAACCGGUAAAGGUAUACAUUAUCAUAUGAGGAAAAUUAAAGGAGUCACUGAAUUGCAAUGCGUAGUCUGCAACGUUUUAGUACCAAACGAAAUUAAUCAUGUAACAAUACAUGUCACGACAAGAAAACACACGUCAAAAUAUAAUAAACUGUUGUUAAUUAAUAAGUUACAAAAGAUAGCAAAUGGAUAUCAUUGUGGUGUUUGUGACGUAAAUAUAACUAACAUGAAUGAACUAUCUCAUAUAAAUGGUAUGAAACAUCAAAGUAAAACUAAUACGCCAACACAAUCUGAAACUUGUGUCAGUCAAGAUAUUACACAGAAAUUAGAUGUGAAAUCAAACGAACUUAAUUCAAAGCAUAAUAGUGAUUCAGAACUACAUACGUAUGCUGACUACGAGAAAGAAAAUAAUGAUUUAGCAAAUUUAAGAUCCAAUAACAGUGAUUCGGUUAGUACGAAUUCAUCUAUAUCCUUAAAAAGUACAAAAAAUACAACAGGGAAGCAGUAUUGUUUACCUUGCAACAUUUAUAUUGACACCCACAACAUUGCUGGCCACGAGAAUGGACAGAAACAUUUAAAAAACCACAAUGAAACGAAAUUGGACAGCACAACUUCACGUGACACUCCAGAAACGAGCGCUGAUGUAACAGCGCUGAUGUUCUCGCAACCAUGUAAAGCUUUAACGUCCAACGGAGCAGCUUCGAAAACAAAUAUUAAUAUAGAUAAACAAAUAAAAAAAACACCACAAAGUCAUUACCAAGUCACGUCAACCGUUGAUGUUAAUAUGUGUAAAGUUUGCAACGUACCAGUGCCCAAAACAAAUAUAAUUGAGCAUGUAAUGGCUAAAAAGCACAAAUCGAAAUAUAAUACACUUUUAUCGUUAAACAAAGUGUGUGAAAUAGAAAAUGGAUUCCGUUGCGACGUUUGCAAUGUUCAUAUAUCUAAAAAGAAUGAACUGGAUCAUAUAAAUAGUAAAGGUCAUAAAAAUAAAUUCAUUGUAUCAGUAAAUGAUCGUCAAGCUGAGACAGUUAAAGAUAACAAUGUCAGUGAUGAAGCGGUUUUGCAAAAUACAAAAUCGGAAUCUGACAUAGGUGUGGUCGAAAAUAAUGCAACGUAUCUCUUAUGUAAGAGCAUCUUCAGAUGAAUGUACGUAACAAUAUAUAAAAAGUCUCUGAUAAUGACUGAUAAGUCGAAGAGCAUAUUUAAUAAAAAGUCGCAUGCUUUUCUGCAUUAUUUCGUUCCAUUUUAGAUCUUCACUUGCCGACUAGUGAUGUACAAAGUCAAUUGACUCGAAUACCUACUAGGUGCUUGGAUAUUCAAGUACUCCAAUAUAUGAAACAAGAAUAUACGGUAUUCGAAUACAUGAUUCGAGUAUAUACAGUACUGGAAUACUACAUUUGUGUUUAUUAUAAAUUUUUCUAUUCUUGCAUUUCCAUAUUUACAUUACCAAUUACCAAAGGUUAAAGAUUUAAGUUUAGUUUAUUGAACAUUUUGUUAUUUUUAUAUAACUACAGUGAAUCAAUUAAAAAAGUACUCCAGUGUAAUUUAAUAUUCGUAAACGUACUCCUUUACUUGUCCGAGUACUUAGACUCUAUACAGAAUUGUAUACUUUUUUUAACCAGUACCAAACUACUUAAAUAAGACUACUUAAACAAGAACGGCCGAUUUGCCAUAUCAAUAUUGUUAUUAUUUACCAUUGGGGGUGGGGGGUGUUAAAAACACGAAUCAUAAUUGGAUUUGCUUCGUAUAUCCCACCCAGAUAAAUACAUCAGUAAUUUAACUGUAUACCGUCUACCUGAAAAGCCUAUUGAACUCGACGGGUUAUACAAAACGAAUACUCUUAAGAUUUGAAUUGUCACAAUAUUAUAGCAUUAUUAUAACCUUUAACUGUCCACUGCUGAACAUAAACCUCCCCCUUGGGGGGGGUUUGAGACCUAUCUUUAGCAUUGGACAAUUAAUUAAUUCAUAUAGUAUAAAUAUUAUGUAUAAAUUAAUAAUAAAAUUUCUCAAAUUCUAAAAUAUGAUUUAUUUAGUUAAAGGAUCCUUUAAAAAUGUUGAAUAACUACCGUGAGUCAUACUGUAUGUACAUGUUGGUUUUAUUUACGGUUUAAAUUGGAGGACGCCCGACUAAACUCGACAGGAGCUCUUAUUCAAGGCUGUGUAACGAGCGACACUGCGCGUGAUUAAAGCUAACAAUUACAAUAUAAUAAAUCAUUUUAUAUACUUGAUAGUAAAAUUAUGAAUACAGUUUCCAUUUAAUUUUAAAAUAUUUUAACCUGUAAAUGACAAGGGAUAAAGAUAUAGAGGGACUAGUUUUAAGAAAUCAAAUUAGUGUUAAGUAAUAUUUCUUCUAUUGUCAUCUAUUUUGGCCUUUUAUUAUAAUAGUAAGGCUUGUAUUUAUAAUAAGAAGUUUAAAAAUUAAACUAUUCGAUUUAUGGCUAAUUAUUUACGUAGAUACCUUAAUGAAAAUGGCUCAAAAUAUACGUCAUGCAACGGGGGGAAAAGGUAUUUUUUUUUCUACAAUUUUUAUGUAUAAUAAUUCGUUCUUUUUUUAUAAUAAAUAUAUAGUUGUGAUUAUCGAUGACUGCUUUACUAUUAAUGUAUUAAAAAAAAAAACAUUUAAAAACUUUUUUCAAUAAUACAUUAUUGAAAAAAGUAAAUAAUAAUUUGAACUACUCUUUUUAUAGAUUACAUAAAAAAUAACUAAAAAAAAAAGUAAAUGUGAAACGGAAAUAAUUGGAAUUUAUGGAAAUUUUCCACCAUUAAAACUGUGAUCGCUGCUGUGCCGCCAUUCUCUACUUAUCUCUGAAAGUAACUUUUAAAAUUUUUUGUAAGCACUAUUUUAUGGAUUAUCUAAACAAAAUUUUUAAUAAUUUGUACAUUAUUAAAAUGUUACAUCAUAUUGGUUCUCAGAAUACAGAUCUCGCUGACCAAACUUAGAGAAUGCCACCACAGACUCGACCCACUGAACUAUUUUAACCGACAAAACUGGCGGGAAAAUAUGAUUAGAUAAAAAUUAAAUAAAAAAAAAACUUUUGUACUAUAUUAUUAUUAUAGGAUCUAUAUAUAUAUGUGGUUAGUUUUCAAUUUCAUUGGUUAUAUUAAGCAAUACCUACUUGAGAAAAACCUAGAUUAUAACUAUAGUACAUUAUACUAAAUCUGUAAGAACAAAUAAUUGAAAAUCACUGCUCUCAUAGACUAUUUUAUUUCAUCAUGUGUAAUUAUGUCAUAGACAAUUUUCAUCAAUAUAAAUACUUAAUAGAUUAUGUACCUAAAAUAAAAAAAAAACUGACAGUAGAUAAUCUAUUUGUCUUUUCCCGCCAAAAAGUGUCCGAUUUUCACGAAUGUUUUUUUUAUAACUACUGAAAAUGUGUCAAUAUAUUUUUAUAUGGAUAUUGUUGAAUAAAAUUGUUACGAUUGACGAUUAAAAAUUGUU